AUGGUCGAGACUUAUAGUCGCCGUUCUCUCACGUAUCAGACUGACAAGCUACCCGCCAUAUCUGGGAUAGCAAAACUCUUGCAUAAGAUGACUCAAGAUGAUUAUUGCGCCGGGUUAUGGAGAAGUCAACUUCCAGAGGCACUCCUCUGGUCUUCAGGAAAUGCCAACAGAGAGGAUACUGAAAGUGAGAAGUGUGUGCCUUCUUGGAGCUGGGCUUCUACACGCAGUAGCGGUAUAACAUACGAUUAUAAAGAUAAGAAAUUCAAGGCUGACAUUGAAAUCAUUUCUGUGGACAUGCAACUUUCCAGCAGCAACGCUUUCGGUAGCGUUUUUGGAGGUAAACUUGAGGUUAAAGCAGUUCUUAUUCCGAUACAGGUCAAAAGGGAACCACCGGAUUCAAUAUCGUUUUACCGGAUUACUGAAUUUAAGGAGAAGGAAUGGACACUUGGGAAUGAUGAGAUCGUUGUGCAUCUAGAUCCCUAUCAUUAUGAUCCAAACAAGCCCACUGAAUCUGCAAUUGAAGUCAAGAAGAACGUCUCGCUCUUCCUCAUGUUUGUUGGAACCUGA
Molecule: messenger RNA, 567 nt
Organism: Botrytis porri
Lineage: Eukaryota; Fungi; Ascomycota; Leotiomycetes; Helotiales; Sclerotiniaceae
Exons: 1
Coding region: 1-567 (188 amino acids)
Source: RefSeq, a predicted model, not a curated record